AUGACAGGCCAGGACAUCACUAUCUACGAGUCGGACUUCCCCAACCCCUUCCUCCCGGAGAUCGGGCUGUUCGACUUCAUCUUCCCCACGCCCGAGAUGGGGGUGCCCAAUACGGUGCGCGAAGACGUGGUGUCGUUCAUCGAGGGCCACACGGGGCGCGAGCUGCGGCGCGGCGAACUGCGCGAGUCUGCGCUGCGCCUCAAAAGCGGGCUGAAUGCUCUCGGCAUCAGGCGUGGCGACACGGCCUGUAUCUGGGGCCUGAACAGCAUCGAGUGGAUCACAGCCGCGUACGGCCUCAUCGCUGCCGGAGUGACCGUGAGCCCGGCGAACGCAAGCUACGACGUGCACGAGAUCGCGCACCAGCUCAACGACUCGGGCUCGUGCGCCAUCUUCGUGUCGCCCGACAACCUCGCCGCGCUGCUCAAGGCACGCGCGCAACUCAAGACUCCUAUCCCCGACGAACGCAUAUUCAUCCUCGCGCAAGAGGACGCACAGGGCUUCAAGUCGCUGUACGCACACCUCGGCGCCCCCUCCGAGCCCGAGCACUUUGACGGCCUCGAGUCCCGCGCCACCGCUGUCCUCUGCUACUCUUCCGGCACGACGGGCCUGCCCAAGGGCGUCAUGACGACGCACUACAACCUCACCAGCCAAGUGCUUGCGACCAAGCCGCUGUGGCCCGCCACAGACCCCGAGAACCACGCGGUGCUCGGCUUCCUCCCCAUCUCGCACAUUUACGGGUGGAUCGCGCUCCUCGUCCACCCCGUAACGGUCGGUAUCAAAACGGUGAUCCUGCCGCGGUGGGACGAGACGCACUUCCUCUCCUGCGUGCAGAAAUACCGCAUCACGCACUCGUUCCUCGUGCCCCCCAUCGUGCUGCUCCUCGUGCACUCGAAAAACGUCCCAAACUACGACUUGAGCUCGCUCGUCUCCGUGUCGUGCGGCGCCGCCCCGCUCUCCGGCGACCUCAUCGCCGCCUUCAAAGCCCGUUUCCCGAAUUGCACCAUCUCUCAGUCGUACGGCAUGACCGAGACGAGCCCCGGCAUCUUCCUCGCGCCGGAGGAGGACGCGCGGCGCGGCCACCUCGGCAUCGGGCGCUUGUGCGCGACGUUCCAAGCCCGCCUCGUGCGCGAGGACGGGAGCGACGCGCCGCGCGGCGAGCGCGGCGAGCUCUGGGUCCGCGGGCCCUGCGUCAUGAAGGGGUACCACGCGAACCCCGCCGCGACCGCCGCGACGAUGGAGCGUGGCGGGUGGCUGCGCACGGGCGACGUCCUCGUGCGCGGCGACGACGGGCUCUGGUCCGUCGUGGACCGCGUCAAGGAGCUCAUCAAGUACAAGGGCUUCCAGGUCGCGCCGGCUGAGCUUGAAGGUCUCCUGCUGCAGCACCCGCGCGUCAUCGACGCCGGCGUGGUUGGCCUGCCGCGCGGAUACAUUGUCGCAGCGGAGGGCGUCACGGACACCGAGGCGCUCGCGCGCGACGUCCAGGCUUGGAUUGCGGCGCGUGUCGCGCACCAUAAGGCCCUGCGCGGCGGCGUCGUUGUCGUUGAUGUUAUUCCGAAGAGUCCCUCGGGCAAAAUUCUGCGUAACAUACUCCGCGAGCGUGCCAAGAAGGAGUUUAAGCCGGCGGCGCAGGGCAAGUUGUAA
This is a messenger RNA of Cutaneotrichosporon oleaginosum, 1641 nucleotides long. NCBI's taxonomy places the organism in Eukaryota, Fungi, Basidiomycota, Tremellomycetes, Trichosporonales, Trichosporonaceae. The record is from RefSeq and is a predicted model, not a curated record.